This is a messenger RNA of Symbiodinium sp. CCMP2456, 1260 nucleotides long. Lineage: Eukaryota; Dinophyceae; Suessiales; Symbiodiniaceae. The record is from the annotation of a GenBank genome assembly.
AUGGCUGCAUCAUUGCUCUCGGAGGAUCUGGACUCAUACAGUGGCCAGUAUGGGACACAUGGUGCCAUCCAGCGGCUGCAGUUCAUCGCAACGCAGACGCAGAAAGUCAAUCUGAAGAUCGAUGCCCUGAAGCUGUGCUUGGAUUUGAUGAAGCGCACGACGAACUGCAAAGGGUAUACGGAGGUGCAUAACGGACUCAAGGAGUUGUUGGAAGGGAAUGAGUCAGCGCUGCCGCCCUAUGACCAAGUCUGGGUUGAAGCUACGCAGAAGCAGAACGGAAUCCUGAAGGACCUCUACGAGCAGGACCUGAGUCAGGCCAAAGCGUCUCAGAUGAAGGAGAACAUCCGACAGUGCUACCAUCAGCUCACCAACCUGUGCCUUGAACAGGGCGACUACCCGACCGCUGAGAAAUACUUGGCGAGGAGCCGUGAGUUCUGCACAGAACCGCAGGCCGUGUUUGCUACCUGUAUGACCAUCAUCAGACUGCGAGCUUUGCAGCGCCAGUAUUCUGAUAUCCAGAAUUUCACCAGCAAAGCCCACCACACUCCAUUCAAGGAUGAAGCCAGCCAAUCAAGAAUUUUUGCAUCAUAUGGUCUGUACAACAUGACAACUGGCAAGUACAAAGAUGCCGCCACGAGCUUCUCGCAGGUGAAACCGCAGGAUCUGGGCAGUUCCUUCUCAGACAUUCUCAGCCCUCAAGAUGUCGCUCUGUACGGAGUGCUCUGUGGCCUGGGCUCACUGGAUCGAGCAGAGGUGCAAAGCAAGCUGCUGGAUUCGCCGACCUUCCGGGAAUGCCUGGACAUGGCUCCGCAGCUUCGUGAUCUAGCCAUCGACUUCUGCAGCUGCAGGUAUGCAGCUUGCUUGGCUUCUCUGGACCGGUUGAAGGAGCCACUGUCGCUGGAUGUGCACCUGAGUGGCCAAGUGGCCAACCUUUGUGAACAGAUCCGGAGCAAAGGUAUUGUUCAGUACUUCGCCCCCUUCCUCUCCGUGUCUCUCCACCGCAUGGCGGAAGCCUUCAACACCGAUGUGGAGUCAAUGCAGAGGGAGGUUGCGAAACUCAUCGGGCAGCGUCAGUUGGAUGCAAAGAUCGAUUCGCAAAGGAAGAUCCUUCAUGCAAGCCAUGCCGAUCAAAGACGCUCAACGUACAACAAUGCCCUGCGUGUCAGCAAUGACUUUCUGGACAGUACGCAUGCUCUCAUCCUGCGCAUGAACUUGUUGAAGCAUGACUUCGGCAUCUACCUGGUUAGACAGAAGAAGUGA